GUGGUGGAGAACAAGAGUAGUGGUGUGAGAGACGAGUAUAUUUGUAGGUUUCUUGUGGCUGCGACUGGGGAAAAUAGUGAAGGGUUUUUGCCUGAGAUUCCGGGGUUGGAGAGCUUUAAUGGGGAGGUUUUGCAUUCUAGUGGCUACUUGAAUGGGCAGAGGUUUAGAGGGAAGGAUGUUUUGGUUGUUGGCUGUGGAAAUUCUGGCAUGGAGAUUGCUUAUGAUCUCUCUAACCAUGCCGCAAAUACUUCCAUCGUCGCUCGGAGCCCGGUACAUGUGUUAAGCAGAGACAUGGUUCGAUUAGGGAUGUUCUUACUGAAGUUUCUUCCAUGUAAUGUUGUGGAUGCCAUUAGCACACAUCUUGCAAAGUUGAAGUAUGGAAAUUCGUCUAAGUAUGGGAUUCAAAGGCCAAGAGGAGGCCCUUUUCUUCUCAAAGCCAAAACUGGUCGUUCCCCCACCAUUGAUGUUGGAUGCAUGAAAAGGAUUAAGAGAGGAGAGAUCAAGGUUCUUCCAUCUCUAACAAGCAUAAAGGGAGACCAAGCCAGAUUUGCAUAUGGAACAAUCAAUUGCUUUGAUGCCAUCAUCUUUGCCACAGGUUACAAGAGCACUGUGCUCAACUGGCUUGAGGAUGACAAAAAUCACUUCAAUGAAGAUGGGAUGCCAAAUAAAAGGUUCCCAGAUCAUUGGAAAGGGGAAAAUGGCUUCUAUUGUUCUGGAUUUGGAAGACAAGGAUUGCUUGGAAUUUCCAAUGAUGCACAGAAAAUUGCAAGUGAUAUAAGCUUGGAUUUGGGUUUAAGCAUUGUUGUGCAGUGAAGAUAUAAAGAACAAGAACAUAAUAUUUUGUAACUUUUUCUUUCUAUUUUGUCUAAUUAUAUUUCAGCUGUGUGUCACACAAAAGGAAGAAAAAGUAUGUACUAAAUGAGUGUGCAAAUAUGGUUGUUUGGGAAUCGACUGCCCUUGUUUUGGUUAAUAAUGAAAGUAACUUGUUAUA
Molecule: messenger RNA, 991 nt
Organism: Momordica charantia (bitter melon)
Lineage: Eukaryota; Viridiplantae; Streptophyta; Magnoliopsida; Cucurbitales; Cucurbitaceae
Gene: YUC11
Product: Flavin-binding monooxygenase family protein
Molecular function (GO): flavin adenine dinucleotide binding; N,N-dimethylaniline monooxygenase activity; NADP binding
Source: RefSeq, a predicted model, not a curated record